CCCGUUCCUCACGUGCAGGCGGCGCCGCGCGCGCGCCCGGCCGGUCUUGAGGAGGCGCGUCGGCUGGCAGCGGGCGCCCUUUGCUAUAUCUCGGCCCUCCCAGAGGCUCCGCGGCUCACAAGCUCCGGGUUGGCCGGCCAGGAUCGCAGGAAGCCUCCGCUGGAGCCUCUCUCUGUGUGUCUCUGUCUCCGUCUCUCCGCGCUUGAAACGCCGGCCGUUUUUUCUUCCCCCCCCCCUGCUCGCUCCCUUCCUUUCGGGCAAAGAGCCCCGCAAGUCUUCACCCCCUCCGGGCUCCCUGGGCCAAGAUGCGAGCCGCCUUCCCCGCCUGCCUGCUGGCCCUGCUGGCCUGGGCCGCCUUGAGCGAAGGCCGCGUGGUGGGCGACGGCCAGGCGGGCUUCGGCGAGUGCGACGCCUUCUUCUACGGGCAGGUGCCCCCCGCGGGCUUCCCGGCCGAGCAGGUGGCCAAGAUCUGCCAGAAGUACCGCGGGGAGCCGCGCUUCGCCACCCUCUACAGCACGCGGGACAAGAUCCCGCUUUUCGCCGCCUUCCGAUACACCCCAGGGGAGCCCGCCGGCCAGGAGGAGGAGGAGGAGGAGGCUCGGUGGCUGGUAGAGCCGCAGAUUGAUGACCCUGGAAACGAUCAGGAAGAAAUGAUGCCCGAAGCUGAGAUUGCAGAGUCAUUGGAACAUCUGGGUAGGAACCAGGCUCUCAUGGCAGAUUAUGUAGACUCUGGAUAUGAGCGGGGGAACCUGAAUCCCAGCUGUCUUCAUAAGGAUGAUCACCAUGUGGCCACCCACACGCUGACCAACGCCGUGCCACUCUCCCCUCCUUUCCAGGAACUUUGGCACUGGGAAGUCGAGCAGCUUGUCAGCCACAGUUUGGCUCCUAACUGUCAAAAUGGGAAAGACCUCCAUCUCCUCACCGGAGCCUUGCCUUCCUCUCUCAAAGUAAAGGACAAAAUGGCGGUUCCCAAAUCUGUCUGGCUGGCAGCUUGCUGUGACAACGGUGCCGAGACCUGGUCGGUGGGAUUUAUCAAAGAGGCCGAUGUCGAGAGUCGUCUGGAAGACCUAACGGUAGAAGCCCUUGAGAAGAAGCUUCCUGCUGGAGCUGAGCUCUUCAAGAACCACUGUGGUCAAGACAGACAGGAUCCCAAGAAGCUGGAGACCGUGUUGCGCUCGGUGAAGGAGGUCCAGGCGAAGAAACCAGACAAACCGUGUGCGAAAAAGCCCACUCAAAGUAAGCACACUCAGACCGCCAAGGAGGAGAGUGGUUUUCUGAAGAACCUUUGCCAUUUCGUUGUUAGCCCUAUCUGGAAACUGGUUAAAUUCGUUUGCUACCUGAUUUGCCAACUUGUGAAAGGUGUGUGGUGUUUGCUAAAAUGCAUUGUCCAGAAGAUUUUCUGUGGAAUCUGCACCUUCAUCAAAGGGAUAACCAUCGCUCUUCUGGAUAUCUUUAUCUGCCUGGCCCGAGUGGGUGUCAGCAUCUUGAAUGGUAUUGCGAAAAACAUCUACAACGUUCUCAUGGUGACCUACAGGAUUCUUAGCGUCCCCGUGAAUCUGAUCCUGGAUAUUGUCUCUUUCCCUUUUUACACCCUGGGUGCCAUUCCUGGUGUGCUCAAAGAUAUUGCUUCAGGCAUUGGGGGCGCAUUCUUAUUGGUCAUUGAUGCUACCACAAGUUUGGUGAAGGGCCUAAACCAUGUUGUGUCUUUCCUAGCGAGCAAGAUUCUUCCCACGACUGUUUUUUAAGACUGACUCCAGAGAUUAUCUUCCAGAGCAAUACUUGUCUUCUCUUAUUGCUUAUCUUCAGCUAUUCUUAUACGUAUUUAUUGUGGGGACAUUUCCAGUGAUGAACCGAUGUUCUGGUAACAUGGGUGAGCUACCCAAAACCUGAAAUGGGAAUUUAAUGGCAAAUUAAAAUUGCACUUAUUGUAAAA
Ahaetulla prasina is the source of this 1933-nucleotide messenger RNA. It is a transcript of the gene ENDOD1, whose product is annotated as endonuclease domain containing 1. Bases 306 to 1745 code for a protein of 479 amino acids. Gene Ontology annotation, molecular function: metal ion binding; nucleic acid binding; hydrolase activity. The record is from RefSeq and is a predicted model, not a curated record. Lineage: Eukaryota; Metazoa; Chordata; Lepidosauria; Squamata; Colubridae. The transcript has 2 exons.